AUUGCAUACACCACAUUGCUGCCAUCCUCCAAGUACCAGCAAUGGCAAUGUCGCUACGGGCAGCGCGGCUCUUGGGUCGCAGGCAACUAGCACCUCGAGCAGGUUUGGCUCUUCGUGCCGCCUCGUUCUCGCCUCGACCAUGUCUCGCGCCACGGACGUUUGCUACGACCGCUAGCCGUCGCGAGGCCCAGGAUGUCUUUCCCUCGAUGAAAGAGAACCCCGCGGCAAGCUUCCUCUCUUCGCUCAACGAGACGCCCAAGACACCGCAGACGCUCACAGAGAAGAUUGUGCAACGACAUGCCGUCGGUGUUGCGCAGGGCAAAGUCCUCAGGUCCGGCGACUAUGUCACUUUGCAGCCACACAAAUGCAUGACACACGACAACUCAUGGCCCGUCGCUCUCAAGUUCAUGGGCAUUGGAGCCACCAAGAUCAACGACCCAAAGCAAAUCGUCAUGACUCUCGACCACGAUGUGCAAAACAAGACGGAGAAGAACUUGAAGAAGUACAGCCAAAUCGAGGAGUUUGCACAGAAGCAGGAUGUCGUCUUCUAUCCUGCCGGACGAGGCAUCGGCCAUCAGAUCAUGGUAGAGGAGGGCUACGCAUGGCCAGGAACGCUCGCUGUGGCUUCCGACAGUCAUUCCAACAUGUACGGCGGUAUUGGAUGUCUGGGUACACCUGUCGUGCGAACAGACGCUGCGAGUAUUUGGGCAACGGGCAAGACUUGGUGGCAAAUCCCACCUGUCGCAAAGGUCACUCUGAAUGGCAAGAUGCCUCAAGGCGUGACUGGCAAGGACGUCAUUGUUGCUCUGGCAGGUCUCUUUAACAAGGACGAAGUGCUCAACCACGCCAUUGAGUUCACCGGAACCGAUGAGACCCUUGGUAGCAUACCCAUCGAUGAUCGCCUUACCAUUGCGAACAUGACAACUGAAUGGGGUGCUCUCACUGGACUCUUCCCUAUCGACUCCACCCUCCACGGCUGGCUUCGCGCAAGGGCGACUCUAGCCGCCAUGGGAGAGGGACAAGCCAAGGAUCACCACCAGCAGCAGUUUAUUCAUGAACGUAUUGAUCAGCUGUUCACUGCUACUGGCAUUGUUGGAGAGAAGAUGGGUCACAUUUUCAAGCCUGCGUUGGCUGCGGACAAGGGAGCCGUCUAUGCCAAAGAGCUCUUCCUUGACCUGUCCACUCUGUCACCAUAUGUCUCCGGCCCAAACUCGGUCAAGGUUGCCACUCCCCUGCUUGAACUCCAAAGCCAGAACAUCCCGAUCAACAAAGCAUACCUCGUAUCUUGCACCAACUCCCGCGCUUCUGAUCUCGCUGCCGCCGCCAACGUCUUCAAAGAUGCUGCUGUUCUGAACGGCGGCAAGAUCCCCAAAAUCCCUGACAAUGUCAACUUCUACAUCGCUGCCGCGUCAAUUCCUGAACAAAAAGCCGCGGAAGAGGCCGGUGACUGGCAGGCGCUCCUGGAAGCUGGUGCGCAGCCAUUGCCUUCUGGCUGUGGUCCUUGCAUUGGACUCGGUACGGGUCUCCUUGAGCCUGGUGAGGUUGGUAUUAGCGCAAGUAACCGUAACUUCAAGGGUCGUAUGGGAUCGCCUGACGCCAAGGCCUACCUUGCUAGCCCUGAAGUAGUUGCAGCAAGUGCUUUGUCGGGCAAAAUUUCAGGUCCUGGAUGGUACGAGGCUCCUGAAGGCUAUGCAGGCGUUCGGCGGGGAGAGGGCGAUGGUGUUCCUGAGGAAGAGCGUAUGAUGACUAUCGAAGACAUGCUCGAGAAGGCCAUCAAGGAUGCUGAGGCUGCUAUCGAUACCUUUGGCAACGCCGAGCCCGAAACACAAUCCGUGGAUCCGCCCGCGACACCAGGCUCGGAAGCUGAGCCUUUGACUGAGAUCCUCCCUGGUUUCCCCGAGAAGAUCAGCGGCGAGAUUGUCUUCUGCGACGCAGACAACAUCAACACCGAUGGUAUCUACCCUGGUAAAUAUACAUACCAAGACGAUGUAACCCGCGAGAAGAUGGCGGAAGUGUGCAUGGAGAACUACGACCCCAACUUUGGCCAGAUUGCAAAAGCUGGUGACGUUCUUGUCUCAGGUUUCAACUUCGGCUGCGGUAGCAGUCGCGAACAGGCUGCAACUGCUAUCCUGGCAAAGGGUAUUCCGCUCGUCGUCUCUGGUAGCUUCGGUAACAUCUUCAGCCGCAACAGCAUCAACAAUGCUUUGAUGGGUGUCGAGGUCCCCAAGUUGGCCAACCGCCUCCGCGAAGUCUUCUCUUCCCAAGACGCUUCGUCAUCACAGCAAGCUAUCAAGGAGCCUUCAAACAACCGUGAGUCGCUUGAUUCACCACCCCCGGCUGCUGCUGCUCAGCCUAGCCAAGCCAAGCAAUUGACCCGCCGCACCGGCUGGACUCUUGAGUGGGACGUUCGCAGGAGUACUGUCUCCGUACAAGAAGGACCCAAUGGCGCCAAGUGGAACGUCAAGGUCGGCGAGCUGCCUCCCAAUGUGCAGGAGAUCAUUGCUCUUGGUGGGUUGGAGAACUGGGUAAAGAAGGAGAUUGGCAGCCCUCCCUCUUGAGCGUCAUGGAGCUUGAAAAUUAGCUUGUAACAUUCGUGUAUACCCUCUUGAUGAUAUGCAUAAGCGGCGUUGUGGUAUUUAGACUAUUUCAAGCAAGCAACACAUUGUUCAGG
Molecule: messenger RNA, 2671 nt
Organism: Alternaria alternata
Lineage: Eukaryota; Fungi; Ascomycota; Dothideomycetes; Pleosporales; Pleosporaceae
Product: homoaconitase
Exons: 2
Coding region: 42-2558 (838 amino acids)
Biological process (GO): L-lysine biosynthetic process
Molecular function (GO): homoaconitate hydratase activity; 4 iron, 4 sulfur cluster binding
Source: RefSeq, a predicted model, not a curated record